UGGCUCAGGGCAAGGCUUUUGAAUGCCUUGCCGGGCCCAGGAGGCCUACGGGACAUUUUAAGUGAGCCUCAUGGUAAAUGACGGGAAACUCACAGCUCAGCUACGGCGAUGGGUGCCAGUACUGGGAUGACAGGUAUUUGUCCAAAGGCAGUCCAGAUGAGUGGUUGCUGACCUGGCGCUGCAUUGCUCCAAUCUUUGAGAAAUAUUGUGGCCAGAGGAAGCGGUGGAGGAUAUUGCAUGCUGGCUGUGGCAAUAGCGCCCUCACAGACGAGAUGCACGAGGCGGGCUACGAAUGCAUCACCAGCAUUGACAACUCCGCAACGGCCAUUGAGCAGAUGAAGGCGGCGCACUGUGAAAUGGAGUGGCACUGCAUGGAUGCGACUGCCAUGAGCUUCCGGGAUCGCCACUUCGACGUCGUCAUCGAAAAAGGCUUGGUGGACUGCCUGCUUUGCAUGGAGGCGAAGGACUUGGAGUCGACCAAGUUUCUGAAGGAGGUGGUGCGGGUCCUGGCACUGGAGGGGCUCUUCUUCUGCAUCAGCUUCAGCCAAAGCCGCGGCUGGCGCUUCCAGGACCUCGAGCUGCGUGUCCUGGAGAUGCAGCCGCUACCUGCUGGUCGUGCAGGUCUCAACUUUUUGUACGUUUGCCAGAAGCACGGGGAGGAUAUCCUGGACAGGUGGCCGUGCGUGAGACGAGACUUGGAGCUGGGCCUCAGCAAGGAGGAGUACCGUCUGCUGGACCAGCCCGCCGCAGCCUGGGGAGCCGCAGCUGAAGCUGCUCCCGGGGAUGUGGUGGAGGUAGCUGAAGCCUUUGAGUCAGGCGAUGCCGCAGCAACGCUGCUUCCUGCUGGCCUGCGCGGCAUUGUGAAGUUCCGCGAUGAGGAUGGAGAUGCGCUCAUCAGAUUUCCCAGGUUGGAAGGUGUCGACUCCGUGGACCGCUUUGUCCUUCAAGGGGACAUUGCCAGGUUGCGCCUCCGCACUACGAUGUGACGCAAUGGCUCGGCAAAAAGCAAGAAAAUCGGCGAGCUGCGGCGGCGGAAACCGACAAUGCAAAUGGACCUGCUUCUCGGUGUUUCGACUGAACGAGCUUCGCA
Messenger RNA from Effrenium voratum, 1090 nucleotides. The record is from the annotation of a GenBank genome assembly. NCBI's taxonomy places the organism in Eukaryota, Dinophyceae, Suessiales, Symbiodiniaceae.